CAUCUCCUCAUCUCAUCCUGACGUCAUGCAAGCGGUAUUGGACAAUCCUAAGGCGAUGAACAAAGCGUCGCAGUAUAAGUUUAUGAAACUAGACGAAGGAAUACUAGUGAGCCCGUGUUAGUGAGCACUUUGGAGUUUGAGAAUGAAGAAAUAGAAGUAGUCAACAUCCAUGUUUUUCCUGUGUUCAGCUCCAGAAGUACCGAGAGCACCAGGCCCCUACGCACUGUCUGUUCAUUGACUUCAAAGUGGCUUACGACACCAUAGAUUGGACCGACUGGCAGGUACGACUGUUGAAAACCACUAUGGACCGGGUGCAGUGCAAGGUGAGAGUGUCGGACAUGCUGUCGCAAUCGUUUCAAUUUCACCGGGGUGAAUUUCACCAGGCAAGGGGACGUACACUCCUGUUUGCUGUUUAACAUCGCUGUGGAAGGUGCCACGGGCUUCGACAUCCGGGGUACGAUUUUCACCCGUUCUCUUCAAUUUCUCGGCUUCGGAGAAGAGAUCAUCGGACGGACAUCUCCCGACUGAAACGCUGGACCGAUAGAAUUGAAUUGAGGAUCAAUGCGACGAAGACAAAGUAGAUGCUUGCCGGAGGCUCUAACGGUGAUAAAGCCCAACUCUGUAGCAGACUAUCAGUUGACGGCGACGAUCUCGAGGUGGUAGAGGAGUUCUGCUACCUGCUAGUUCUGCUAACGUGCUCGUUUACUAGAGUGAAGCUAAGCAUGAGCAUGUCAGAAGCUGGAUGCACCUGGAGAUGAAGAAUAGUGGCCCUGGAGCAAGCUUCCUGGAAACAUUUCAAACGUUUCACAAACCACGCAGAGCGUCUUCCUAAUUCAACCGACUCCUGUUUUUCGAAAUUUAAAUCGAGCGAUGUGUUGGCAUUCCCAAGAUUACCUGUUCACUGUCAUCCGAAAUACUUCUGAUCAUAAAUAAACAAUUGUUUUAAAACCUGUAUUUGUGUCACUCGUUGCGGGGUCAGCAGAGAACACUGCAGACACCAAGAUUAUCUUUGUCUUCUUAUCUCCGGGCCAGUUCAUCAUACGACGAUUUCAUUAAAUAAUUAAGAUAAAAACGCUGUGAAAUAAUGGAUUGUUUUCGCUCGCAUUGGUUCAACAAUAAGUUUGUAACCUGUCAAGUUUUUACAAUAUACAAAAAAAGCUUUUUGGUCUAUUCCAGUAUUCCGAACCAUAUUUUAUCUUUAAAAUAAUAAAUCCAGUUGAACCGAGCUGCUGUGUCGGAUUCCGAUGUGUUUACAUUUUCAUUCACUGGUUCGUUCCAGAAUUAGUUGUCUAACAUGUUUGGAGCGGUACCAUACUAAUAUAGAAGGAUAGUUUAAAAUUAACCGUAAAGUAGCUCGCAGAGUUGAAGGUCGCGAGACUAUGAUAGUGUGAUGCAAGUAGAUCCACCAUCAUUGUUUGUGCCUCAACGAACCAGAUAGAUCUUCUUUCUUGGCUUAACUACCUCUAAGGUCUCGCCGUGCGGAAUUGCCAGAUAGAUAUUCUGUUUAUUUUUAUUUAAUCAAUUUGAAACAUCGACAUGUAUUUUUUUAAUUUUAUAAACGUCUGACUGUUCAUUGAUUGAUCAUAAGAAAAAUAAACAUUUGGGAACAAACCUUUAUGACUAUUAUUAUUACUAUUAUUUAAUUGUUUAAAAUAUCAUAAUUCGUAGAUAUUUCCUAAACAUAAAAAUGAAUCAGAGUUCUGCUUGCAAUUUAAAAAUAGUUUAGUUUGCAUGCGUCAGGGUCAACAAUGUGGUAUGAAAACAAGACAGCAUACGUUUGUAACGCAUUAAACCAUUUUGUUACGCUGCUGCAAAUGGACGUCCAAUGAUAAUGUCAUACAGAGCAAAGUUCUUUCAAGAAGCUGUUUUGCGUCGAGAGAAUUUUGACACGAUAGAAAUGGGACAGAACAUUAAUUAACCUUUGACGCAUUAUUUACAACACUAUCAACGUGUUUUUGUAAAGCAAUUACAGAACGGCAGAGACAGAUAAAAGGCUUUCGAGAGCUUUCCGGUUUCAGUAAGUGAACGAGUGUGGAUAGUGGUAGUAACCAUGCAGUUGUUUCUGUUGUUGCUGGUCGUUAUUUUCGGUACCAUCUUGUAUCGGCGGUAUAAGAACAUGUUCAAGUAUGCGGAUAAUAUAGAAAUGCUACAUUCGUACGUUCCUCUGUUCGGCCAUUCGCUCCUGAUGUUGGGAAAAUCAAGUGAACAGAUAUUUAAGAUACUUAACGAUGCGUUCCUGAAGCACGAUCGGUUAUUUCAAUUAAGAAUGGGACCGACGAUGUACAUCUCCUCAUCUCAUCCCGACAUCAUGCAAGCGGUAUUGGACAACCCGAAGGCGAUGAACAAAGCGUCGCAGUAUAAGUUUAUGAAACUAGACGAAGGAAUACUAGUGAGCCCGUAUCACUUGUGGAAGCAUCAGCGAAAAACGCUAAACACUUCGUUCAACAAACGUAUCCUUGAUAGCUUUAUACCGUGGUUUGACAAAUGUGCUGAAAAAUUGGUCAACGAAAUGAAGCGUGAGCCGAAUUUUUCUCAAGUGGAUGUGAUGAAGCACUGUGGUCGUUGCACUCUAGACAUGGUAUGCGGCUCGACGAUUGGCACAGACAUCUUGGACGAUCCGGAAGCAGGCAAAUAUAUAGCCAUAAUAGAAAAAGUGUCCGGUAUAGUUUCGGGGCGUUUUACAAAUAUAUUAAAGCAUGCUGACUUUCUGUACGAGUUAACUAGCGAAUACAAGUUUGAAAUGAAAUGUCGCAAUGAGUUUUAUCAGUUCAUCAAUACGAUAAUCGCUAAAAAGAAAAACACCAUAUCAACGGAAUGUGUUGAAAAAUCUCUCAGGGAGAAAGAUGAAAUUGAAUACAGAAAACCGCAAAUAUUCAUCGACCAUCUACUGAAAGGGAAACGUGGCGGGGAAUCCUUUACUGAUCUCGAAGUUUUGAUGCAAUCGGUUACGAUCAUAUUGGCGGGUAAUGACACGUCGGUUUUAGCAAUCUGCAAUCUGUUGACUCUAUUGGCAAUGCAUCGGGAUGUCCAGGAAAAGGUUCGUGACGAAAUUAUGGCCAUUUUUCCUGCCGAUGGUAAAAUCGAAACAACACCAGAAGCUUUGAACGAAUUGGUGUAUCUGGAACGAUGCAUUAAGGAAGGGUUGAGGUUGUGUCCUUCGGUGCCAUUGGUUGCUAGGGUCUGCAGCGACGAUAUAGAGAUAGAUGGCAACAUUAUUCCACGCGGAACGCCAAUACUUUUUAGCAUCGCUGCAUUGCAUCGCAGGAAAGAUCUUUGGGGACCGGAUGCGGAACGAUUCGAUCCGGAUCGAUUUUUGCCGGAACGUUCCAAGGGUCGUCAUCCGUAUGCAUUUAAACCAUUCAGCAUUGGUUCCAGAGAUUGUAUGGGUAAACAAUAUGCUAUAAUGGGUAUGAAACAAGUGUUAGUUCAUUUGCUGAGAAAUUUUCGUUUCCACACCGAUCUAGAGUACGAAAAGAUGGAGUUUAAAUUCGAUAUCCAACUGAGACUGUCUCAGAAAUAUACCUUCAAGAUUGAGACGAUUGGGACUUAAAUAAAUAAAUUUGAUGUUUAGGUAAGAGGAUUUGAAGCACAUUUCAAUUGUUUAUUAUAAAUUGUAUUUUUCGUUAAAAAUAUACUUAACCAUGGUUUCAAUCGAAUGAAUGAUGAAGAUGAAGAUGAGUUGAGAAAGAUGAGAUGAAGAAUGAAGAUUCUAUGUUUAUCUAAAAAAAAAUGCAGUAGUUGUCGGUUAUUUUCGAACACUUGAUUUACGAAAAGGAUCAAGCUGUUUGCAUGCCUUCCUUCACUUUCCAGAAGCGUUAACUUCUAAAAAAAGUCCUAACUCUUCGUCCCACCUUUAUGCUAAGUAUUGUUGCAAAAAAAGGAAAUAAACAUAGCUAAACUUUUCGAAUAAUAGAAAAAAUAACAUUGUAAUACCAGAAGUCACGAUGAGCAUUCAUUUCCGGACGCCUGUAGUACUUACGUAAAAAUAAUAUCAAAAUCAAAUAACUUGGAAAUAAGCUGAUAAGAUGAAACUAUCAAGAAAGCUUUACUAACAAAAAUUAAUAAAGUUUAAAAAAAAAUAUACCGUGAUUGAUUAAAACAUUUCAAUGCUGGUUCCUACUAUUUGUUGAAACAAUGAAGUAAAGAAAUGAUUUAUAAAGAAAAAUUAAAUUGCAUGAUCUUUGUUACAGUUUUGUAUGGGUGUAGCAACUGGUUCUGACUUCAAUACGAUUCCGCUAUACACAAAAACAAAUGCAUUUGCUCGUAUUUACAUACGCGACUGCAGAUAUCCAGUAUUCAGAACCAUAAUUUAUCUUUAACGCCGCAAAUCCAGUUGUUCCGUGCUACUGUGUCGGAUUCCGAUUUGUUUACAUUUUCCUGCAUUUUUUUUGUUUCUGUCGAGAACGGGAAGGUUUGUGGCAUUUGGAAUGUUUCAAUUAAAAUUUUACAUCUAUAUUAUUGGUCGUAGAUACUAGCUGUUAUAACAGUGGAUUGGGAUUAUAGCUGAUUAAAUUAAACAAACUAUACCCAUAGGAAUGUGUGAAACUUUAAAACAUUUCAUCGGCCAAAACAAUAUCAAUGUGCUGUAUGCACCUUGAUAAGCUUCUAGUGAACUUAACAAUUCAUUCACCCAUCCCGUAUGCAUUGCACUACAUUCGGAUUGUACUUUCUGUUAGAGUCUACCUUCAACUGUUGAUCCCUUGUUGAUGGCCGCAUCACCAAACAUCC
This is a messenger RNA of Anopheles funestus (African malaria mosquito), 4728 nucleotides long. RefSeq names its product cytochrome P450 4c21-like. The transcript is spliced from 6 exons. Gene Ontology annotation, molecular function: iron ion binding; oxidoreductase activity, acting on paired donors, with incorporation or reduction of molecular oxygen; monooxygenase activity. The record is from RefSeq and is a predicted model, not a curated record. The coding region runs from base 2051 to 3550 and encodes 499 amino acids. Lineage: Eukaryota; Metazoa; Arthropoda; Insecta; Diptera; Culicidae.